CUUUUUCAUUUAACUAAGACGUUCAUUCGGAUCAGGUCGUUAGUACCUAUCUGAAAUUCAAACAAGCAAGUGAUAAUCAACUGAAAUGAAAUUGUUAGUGGCGUUCACGAUAUUGCUAUUGGCAGCUUUUAUUGUUCCGAGUCGUGCAGAUUCGACCCCAGAUUGCGCUAAGGACGAAGUUUACAAAACUUGCGGUCGUAUAGGAUGCCAACCCACUUGCGCCAUGACAUUGAAAGGCACAAAAUGUAUCGGGAUCAGUAGAAGGUGUGGCCACGGCUGCUAUUGUAAGGACGGUUAUGUACGAUUAUCAAGCCAGGGCGGAAGAUGUGUCCCUAUUGCUGAUUGUGCUCAAUAUGCUGCCCAAUCGCCAGCUGAUUCCUCUAGUUAGACAGUUGCUUAUAGAUUUUGGAAAUAAAAACUCGGAAAGUGGGUGGGGGUGUUAAUGCUA
Molecule: messenger RNA, 448 nt
Organism: Hermetia illucens (black soldier fly)
Lineage: Eukaryota; Metazoa; Arthropoda; Insecta; Diptera; Stratiomyidae
Product: chymotrypsin inhibitor Ani s 6-like
Exons: 2
Coding region: 86-388 (100 amino acids)
Source: RefSeq, a predicted model, not a curated record